Molecule: messenger RNA, 2199 nt
Organism: Chlamydomonas reinhardtii
Lineage: Eukaryota; Viridiplantae; Chlorophyta; Chlorophyceae; Chlamydomonadales; Chlamydomonadaceae
Exons: 4
Coding region: 37-558 (173 amino acids)
Biological process (GO): iron-sulfur cluster assembly
Source: RefSeq, a predicted model, not a curated record
GUGAAAGGCUUCAGUACUUGCACCUAUUAAGCAAUAAUGGACGAGCUUAUUAACCCAAACCCGGUUGUGCACGAGCGGCGCGCCACGCAGCGCCAUAACAAGCCGGUCCACAAGCAGACAUCAGGUAGCUCUCUGGGCUCAGGGGACCGCGAGCCCAUUGACGCGCUGGAGAUCUUUGAGCACAUCCGCGACAUCAACGACCCAGAGCACCCCUACACGCUGGAGCAGCUGAAUGUGGUGUCUGAGGACAUGAUAGACGUGGACGACGCUCGGGGGCGUGUCAGUGUGCAGUUCACGCCCACCGUGGCUCACUGCUCUAUGGCCACCCUCAUUGGGCUGAGCCUGCGUGUCAAGCUGUGGCGCAGCCUGCCGCCGAGGUUCAAGGUGGACAUAAAGCUGUCGCCCGGCUCUCACUCCUCCGAGGCGGCCGUGAACAAGCAGCUCAGCGACAAGGAGCGUGUGGCGGCGGCGCUGGAAAACCCCAACCUGCUGGCCAUGGUCAACAAAUGCCUGGCGGGGCCGGCGGGCGCCGGUGCUGGUGCUAGCGUGGCGCCUUGAACAGGCAUGUGGCGCGCCGUGGCAAAAGUCAAGGCAUUGAAGUAUUUGAUUGCGGGUUGUGUUGAGCAUGGGCUGGAUGAGCUUGGAGGCGUGUGUUGGUUGUUGGUUGUGGUUGCAAAGAAACCGUGUUGCGUUGCUGCGAACACGGCAACGGCAAGUCCGUGAGCGCAGGCCUGGCGGCCGGCGCGAGGGGGGCGCCGCGCAGACCGGGUGCGGCCCUGCGGCCGCGCCCCUCCGGCUGCGCCUGCCGCAGUUGCCGCUGCGCCACUCGCUGCAGCGGCGGUGGCCACGGCGUCGUGUGCACUGCCCCGGCCGAGGGCGCCCAGCAGGGGCCAACCGGCGCCGCGGGCGGCCCACGCAGGCAACCCGCGGCACGCCCCAGCCCCGGGCUCAGCCCCAGGCCCGCAUGCUGCUCUGGCGCUGUGCCCUCGGAAUGCAGCCUCCGCAGCAGUCCAGCACCAGUAGCCCACCAAAGCGCUGGCCCGCUAAACCACCUCAGUGCCGUGCGUGCCGCCCUCGCCGCCGGCGUCGACGCAGCUCAGCAUCAGCCCGCUGACGCAGCCACACGCUCGCUCGCGGGGGCGCUACAGGGGCGCUUCAUCCGGGUAGCGUGGCUGCACGGCGGCGCUGCGGAGCCCCGAAGGGUUGCUUGACCAGGUGGUGUCGCCGGGUGGCGCCGCCUGACGGACCGCAUGGUGCGAUGAGCGUGUUGGCGGCGCCGCGCAACGUGGCGGCUGCCAGCGGCCGAGAGCGGAUGAGUGGGCGGGCGGCUGGGCAGUCAGGGUCAUGGCCACAGCCCAGGCUGGUCAGUGUUGGCCGCGCCCGGCUGUGGCUGCGACGGGCGUGCGCCGCGAGCCACCGUCACGCACGUUGCCGUCGCCUCAGGCGUCGACGCUGGCGCCGAUGCCGUUUGCCACCAGGCAGUCAUGCGGCUGGCGGCGGCUGCACGUCAUCUAGCGCAGCUCCCGACAAUACAUAGGCUUUGCCGACACCAGCAGCUUCGCAUGACGUCAGCGCGGUGAUGGCCCCACGGCGCGGAGUACUGCUGACGUAGCGUGCGGAUUCGAUUUGUUGCCAGGCGGUUGUGUACGGUUGUGUGUGCUUGGCUUGUGUGGUACCGGCUUCGGCGGGACGAAUGACCAACUGUGAUGUUCAGUGGGCGUUGGCGCAGUGUACGGUGCAGAUGUUGCCAACUGGCGUGAGAGGCCGCAAGGCGCAAGAGGAUGCCCACCGGGUGUCAACCGCUGGCUGUAGCAUGCAUGUCCUUUACUGAUACGCUAAUGUGUUUGAUGCGUGGGAUGUGGGAAUAUGGCACAUGCGUAGAAUGUGGGCACGGAACUGGGACAGUGCGCAAGGAAGAGGGGUCUUCAGGGGAAUCUCAUUGGGCCAUUUACUUUACGCUGGCAAGAAGGUGCUGCCGAGCGAGUACCGCAUCAUAUACAUGCGCAUGUAGGCGUGUCAGCGCCUGUCAUCAUGCCGUGUGCACUGUGCAGUAACAAAUGCUGAGUGGAUCAGGAAUACCGUGUUGCAGCCCACACCAAUUCUGGUAACGCAGAGUGUGCCUGUGUGGUAUUGCCCGGACCAGGGAACCCCUGGCCCGGACGCCCACUAGGUGUAGCAAUGCUCGCGACUACUCACGGC